This is a messenger RNA of Saccostrea echinata, 4246 nucleotides long. RefSeq names its product kelch-like protein 3. The record is from RefSeq and is a predicted model, not a curated record. The transcript has 4 exons. Gene Ontology annotation, molecular function: protein binding. Lineage: Eukaryota; Metazoa; Mollusca; Bivalvia; Ostreida; Ostreidae. Bases 81 to 2093 code for a protein of 670 amino acids.
CUCCACGAAAUGUGGCCACAGUUUAGUGAAAAUUUGAUAGUUUUUUCAAUGAAAUAGUUUUCAGUGGUACAUCAGAAGCCAUGGAUACCCCUUUUCCCCGCACCAUGGGAAGUCGCUCCACACAUGCUAUGUCUCUGCAGCUGCAUCUACAUGAUCAGAUGCUAUCAAAUUCAGAAUUGUGUGAUGUCGUUCUUGUUGUAGAGCAAGUGGAAAUUCGUGCCCAUUGGAAUGUGUUAGUGAUGUGUCCCUACUUCCAAUCUCUCUAUGACAGUGGUUUGAAAGAAAAAACCUCAGGAAAGAUUCACCUUCAGAUUGGCAAAGUCCCUGCAGUAAGGACAGCUAUAUCUUUCCUUUACACUGGGAUAGCUGAGAUAUCUUACGAGACAGUCAAGGACAUUCUUGAAGUGGCUGACUAUUUCCAGAUUGCAGACUUAAAAUCAUGCUGUCAAAGUUAUUUAGAAAGUGUUACUAUGACUGUCGAGAACUGCGUCCAAAUGUGCUUAUUAUGCAGUCUGUAUAACUUGGAAUUUUACAACAAAGUAUUUGAAUUCUUAAGAGGACAUUUGCCAGACAUCAUGCAACAGGAGGAUGCUUUGACCUUGACUUCAGAAUCUGUGUUGUCACUCCUUACUGAUAAGACCUUGUCUUACGUAGAACAAAUGCAAUUUUUUGAGUUCAUCCUGAAGUGGGUGGAAUUUGAUCAAGAGAAUAGAGAGGAGUUCUUCCCCGGUUUGUUUUGUUCACUGGACUUGAAGAAGAUUCCCAAGACUAUUCUGGAGAAGGAGAUUGAGACAUAUCCUCUAGUGGUGAAGAAUGAAAAAUGUCAGGUUCAUGUCUUGAACACUAAAAUGAAGUACAUAACAGGACUCAUCAAGGAAGAUGAUGGAAUAAGGGAGGCAAUUCUGGUGGCAGGAGGCUGCGGUCAGAUAAUGUUUGAAAACAUCUUCCAUAUGUUUCCGUUCAGAGAGUCCAUGGCUGUUAACACACUACUAGGAUAUGUAUUGGCAGAAGACAGGUGGAUUGAAUUAGCACCACUCCCGUACCAAAUGAAACAAGCUACAAUAACAUACUGUUCAAAAAAGAAGUGCUUGUAUGUUUUUGAUAAUGGGCACCAAACUUUUUCCUCCAAAGUGUCUGUUUACAAAUUUGAUCUGAAGGAAAUAAAAUGGACAAGUUUUCUACUAGAAGUUCCAGAAAACUAUGGCAAUAACACGCUUCACACAAUUCUAGCAUGUGCAGGAAAAUUGUAUGCAAUAAUUUCCAGCCAUGUCAUUCAGUUUGGUCCUCAGCUGGUACACCAGUGGAGCACUUUUGUUAUGGAAGUGAAAGAAGAUGAUUCUAAAUGUGAAGUCAAGCAGACUCUGUUUCAACGAAAUGAAAACUCCCAUUUGGUGGCAUGUGUAAUGCAGGAUAGGAAGAUUUGUGUCUUGGCCAACAAAGUGGGAGCAAAUCCCAAAAGGAGAGGAAAGUCUGCAAAAUUUUAUGUAUAUGAUACGACUGUGAAUAGAAAGUAUGAUCAAUCCAAAGGUGCUUAUUGGGACAAUUUAAUGAUUCCUGUUGGAGAUGAGAUUGUGGUGACAAGAAUGGGGAAGUGUUCAUACACAAAAUACUCAAUGACAACACGAAAAUGGAAGCAUAUCAAAGAGGAGUUUUUGCCUUUCCCAGCUAACCCCUUUGAAAGCGUAGAAUACAGCACAAUUUCUGAUGGCAGCAACUUUUAUGUCAUUGGUGGCAAAGGCUUUAAGAACCCAGAGACCAUAUCUACAACAUUCUGUUUCAAUUUUGCUGAGAAGAAAUGGAAGAAUCUCCAGGAACUUCCUCAACCUCUUCGACAGAGUGCCACCUGUUUGAUCCAGUUACCUAGCAACCUAACCAAAUGCCACUUCAAUUGUCCACACUGCAAAUUCUCUCCAUGUCGCAGCAGGGCCACCUAUGACAUCCACUAUCCAAUAGAUGAUGAAGAUGAGGAAGAUGAAGAUGAUUUUGAUGAUGGCAGUGGAUACACCUAUGAAGAUGAUUACGCCUCCGGACUAUGGAGUGAUGAUGUACCAGACUAUUUGGAAGAUGAAGAUUAUGAUGUUUGGUUGUGGUGAAUUUACUGUCUUCUUGAUGCUACACGUUACAGUCAGUGCCAAUGGUUUGAGAAAACAACUCUUUCUUUCCAGUUUGUCAACAUUUUCUAAUAUAUGUAAAGAGAUGUACAGCAUAUGUUUUUAAGUAGCUUUAAAGAUGUUCUUAUUUUAGUGGUUUAAAAUUUGUUCAGUUUGUUUUAUAACCUCUGAUAUAGGCGAGACUAUAGCAAGUACAUGUUUUGUAGUUUUGGUUUUGAUUAAUGCAGAUGAGGAUAUUGUGUUACAAAUAUAAAACUGUACAAAGUACUUUUUUUAGCUCACCUGAGCCAAAAGCUCAAGUGAGCUUUUCUGAUCGAAAUUUGUCUGUUGUUGGCAUUGUCGUUAACUUUUUUACAUUUUCAUCUUCUUCUCCAGAACUACUGGGCCAAUUUCAAUCAAACUUGGCACAAAGUAAGAACCAAUGGGCCAGGAAAGAUGAAACUCAUGUGGAAUUAUUGUCAGGUAGUGUAGAUUCAAGUUUCUUCAAAUCAUGACCCCGGGGGUAGGGUGGGGCCACAAUGGACGAUCAAAGUUUUACAUAGGAAUAUAUAGGAAAAAUCUUCAAAAAUCAGCAAAGCUAUGAUUGGUCAUAUUUAUAUGGAAGCAUCCUCAGGUGGUGUAGAUUCAAGAUUGUUCAAAUUAUGAUCCCCAGGGGUAGGGUGGGGACACAAUGGACGGUCAAAGUAUAACAUAGGUGUAUAUAUAGGAAAAAUCUUCAAAAAUCUUCUUCUCAAGAACAGCAAAGCUAUGAUUGGUCAUAUUUAUGUGGAAGCAUCCUCAGGUGGUGUAGAUUCAAGUUUGUUCAAAUCAUGACCCCCAGGGGUAGGGUGGGGCCACAAUGAACGAUCAAAGUUUUACAUAGGAAUAUAUAGGAAAAAUCUUUAAAAAUCUUCUCAAGAACAGCAAAGCCACUGUUUGUAAUAUUUAUAUGGAAGCAUCCUCAGAUAGUAUAGAUUCAAAUUUGUUCAAAUCAUGACCUCCAGGGGUAGGGUGGGGCCACAAUGAAAGUUCAAACUUGUAGAGAAAAAUGUCACAGUCAAAAAAUUAUGUAAGCAUCCUUAAUAAGUGUAGAUUUAAUUUUGUUCAUAUCAUACCCCCACUCCCUUUUAGGGUAGGUUGGGACCACUUAUGCAUUUAAGCUUUUCAAUACUAAACUGAUUUUUUCUUUUUUCCUAGCCACAGUGCUCAGGUGAGCGAUGUGGCCCCUGGGCCUCUUGUUGGUCUGUUGAGAGUUUUAAUGCUCAGACAUAAUUAACCUUCAGAAUUCUUGUGUACAUUUCAUAAUACUGUCAGAAAGUACCAGUAUUUCUGCUCUUUGUGCAUAAAAUCUAAAUUGAAAAGAAACCAAGUUAUGGUGUUAUUUUCAGAUUAUUGAAAAGUUCAGAAAACUUGGUGGUAAAUUAUGUAAAAAUGAUGUUAACAGUAUAUUGUAAAAAGACUAAUGUAUGCACUGCAUUUGUAGUUAAAAAAAAAAGCUUUAAGAUGGAAAUUUUGCAUUCAUUUUAUGAAGAUUUUUGAAUUCUAUGGAGCAGCACCAUAAUAUGUACAUGUAAUCAGUAAUUUCUACUGCAGUAUAUUUUACAUACAUCAUUUUGGGGGAGUUUUCACUAAUAUAAAGCACAAUGACAAAUAUCAAUGGAGAAUAUAGAAAUGUAUAAAUUUUGCCAAAAUUACAUUUUUGUAGUUGAUUAAGAUUGAGUUAUCUAUUUAUUUCCUGAGUAGGUUCCCACAUUAAUAAAAUAUAUUAAAACUAUCCCUUUGGUAAUUCAAAUGUUUAAAGUUUUUGUUUUUGAAAUAAUAGAAAAGAAAACUUUUCUUGCUUUUGUUUUCUGUUUUUUUUUAAUUAUACAUGUACCAUAAAACUACAUUAUUUGUCACUGUUAAAACUAAGACUUCAUGCUCUUCACCUGUAUAUGAAUUGUUAAUUCUGUCCAGAGGAAGCCUGUCAUUUUCCUGUGUAAAAUAUAAAAUAUCAGUCCCAGUCAUAUAUUUCUUUCGUACUGAUUGUUUUUCUCUAAAGAUGUUGAUAUUUACAUGUAUUAGGAUUCAUGCUCUAUUUUCUAAAUUUGGUUUUUCAUUUCGUUUUGUUUGUAUAGUUAGCUUAGUGCGGAAAUGUGAAUAAAAAAUAAGAAGAU